Messenger RNA from Debaryomyces tyrocola, 678 nucleotides. The record is from the annotation of a GenBank genome assembly. Lineage: Eukaryota; Fungi; Ascomycota; Pichiomycetes; Serinales; Debaryomycetaceae.
AUGAAUAUCCCAUCAAGAUACAAGAAAAUCGUCUUAAAUGAUGCACCAAGUAAAGAAGUUAAUUUGAAAUACGGUGAAGACUCAUCCACGUUCAGAAUUGAAGAAACAACUUUAGAUGAGAACUCAGUUAAAGAUGGAGAGAUGAUUAUUAAAAUGUUGUACUUUUCUAACGAUCCAGCCCAAAAAGGAUGGAUGCAGAAAGGACUUGAUUCAGAAAGAAUGUAUUUACGACUUCUAGAAAAUGACCCAAUUAUUACGUUAGGUUUAGGUGAAGUUGUGUUUUCUAAAUCGAGCAAAUUUUCGGUUGGUGAUAAAGUGACGGGUCAUUUUACAUGGGAGGAGUAUAUAGUCGUCAAUGAAGAAAUCAUGAGAACAAUUGACGAGUCAUUAGGUUUACCUUUAACUUCGUACUUGUCUUCUGUUGGUAUGACUGGUUUAACUGCAUAUUUCGGGCUCACCAAGGUCGGUGAAUUGAAGAAAGAACAAGCAAUUGUUAUUUCGGCUGCUUCUGGUGCUACUGGAUCCAUGUGCGUUCAAAUUGCCAAACAUAUAGUAGGGGCGUCUAAGGUUAUUGGUAUUUCCAGCUCUCCAGAAAAAUGUAAGUGGGUUGAAUCUCUCGGUGCUGACGUAUGUGUUAAUUAUAAUGACGCAGACUACCAGAAACGAUUACUACGUUGA